Messenger RNA from Cyprinus carpio (common carp), 3674 nucleotides. RefSeq names its product calcineurin like EF-hand protein 1. The record is from RefSeq and is a predicted model, not a curated record. Lineage: Eukaryota; Metazoa; Chordata; Actinopteri; Cypriniformes; Cyprinidae. Gene Ontology annotation, molecular function: calcium ion binding.
CCCGCAUUUGCAGACGUCAUGUAGAUCCACACCGACCUACCUUUAGCUUAGCCUUUCAAACUCUUCCUUUAUUCAACUAGAUGUGUUUGGGAGCUCGCCUGUUCCGGUUGUAAUUAAGAAGCUGGAGGUUAAUAACGCCGGACAGACAGUUGUGAAGGCUGACUGUUCAUCCGACAGCUUUAAACAGCUCUGUGUUUCGUGAUAAGGAGUGAAUUUCAUGCGUUAGCUCGAGCUGAUCUACAGAAGAAACAGCAGUCAUGGGCUCCAGAGCUUCAUCUUUACUCAGAGAGGAGGACAUUGAAGAAAUCAAGAAAGAAACUGGAUUCUCCCACAGUCAGAUCACUCGCCUCUACAGCCGCUUCCACAGUCUCGAUAAAGGAGAGAACGGAGCGCUCAGCCGAGAAGACUUCCAGAGGAUUCCUGAGUUGGCCAUAAAUCCUCUUGGUGAUCGGAUAAUUAAUGCCUUCUUCCCAGAGGGGGAGGAUCAGGUGAACUUUAGGGGCUUCAUGAGGACUCUGGCUCACUUUCGUCCUGUGGAGGAUAAUGAGAAAAACAAAGACCUGACUUCUGGCGAGCCGCUCAACAGCAGGACCAACAAACUCCACUUCGCUUUCCAGUUAUAUGACCUUGACAGAGACGACAAGAUCUCCAGAGAUGAGUUGCUACAGGUGCUGAGAAUGAUGGUAGGCGUGAAUAUUUCUGAUGAGCAACUUGGAAGCAUUGCAGACAGAACCAUCCAGGAAGCUGACACUAAUGGAGACAUGUGCAUCUCCUUUAGCGAGUUCACCAAGGUAUUGGAAAAAGUGGACGUCGAACAGAAGAUGAGCAUCCGCUUCCUUCACUGAAAACCAAAUGCGUUCUGAACUCUGAUUUGAAACCAUCAGUGUCAAUAGAGCUGAGACACGCCCCUGACUCUUCUCUCUGUGGGCUGAUUCAUCCUUUAUAAACAUGAUUGUGUUGUCAUGGUUACGUUUGUUCCAAUCAUCUGUCACUCUUGAGUUGCUGUUGCACCAGAAGGGUGGGUCCAGUGCCUUUACUAUUCUUUUAUCACAUAUGUUGAAAUCAUAUUUAUUCCAGCUGUGAAAGCAGCUAGUUAAAACUUUCCAAAUGGGGAAGGUGUCAUUCAUAUUGAUACUGAUGGAUGCUUGCUGUAAUGCCCAUUUAGUCACCAUCUUAAAGGCCAAAUCUUAUACUUCUAUAAUUUAUAAAUGAGUUUCUAAGGAAUUUUUUUCAUGAGAAACUUUCCUUAUCACCUGUGAAAAUGAUAUUUCGCCUACAAAAAUACCUCUCAAUUCAUUUUUUUCUUUUAUUGUAAGGGUGUUUUCUUUCUCAUAAUGGAUAAUGAUUGUAAGUCAACAUGUUAGAGGGAGUGAAAUGGUUGAAAUAAACAGAAGAGAAUCAGGUCAGUUGAGUAUUUAUAAUAAUAAGUUAUUCUACACACCCAUUUCUUUUUUUUUUAAAAAACAUGUAUGCAUAGUCAAGUCUCAGUUUUUUUUUUUUUUUAAGGUGAAGCAGUAAAAUAAGAUCUGUUUAAGCAUCCAAAUUUGACAUGACAACGUUACCCGAAAUACUAACCUUAAGCAUUAAACAGUAGAGGAUGUGUUUCACACUAGCAUUUUUGUGAACUCAAAUUAUGCACAUUUCAUCUGAUCUAUAUCUUACAAUUCUUUUGCCUGGCAGAUGAUAACAGUCAAAAUCUGUUAGACUUGCAUUUUAAGGAAGGACUCGAGAUAUAGAGGGACCAGAAUAUAAUAGAAACUUGUGCUGCAUGGGCUCUUUUAAUUUAGACUGGAAAACAAACAUCUGCCUAACAACGGGAAAAAGUCACUUCGAAACCCUAAGCAACCCCAUAGUAUUUUGCACAGCCAAACACCACUCACUUCCUUCAGAAAGUGUACAAAUUUUUGCAGUUCUCUAUAACGGUACAGAAAUUACGUGCGCCACCUUUUCAGCUCUUGUUCAUUCAGUGAAGUCCGUUUCUAAAUUAACCAGUGGUUUAAUGUUGGCUUUGAUUUGUUCUCCUUGAUGCAUGUUCUCAGAGUUGUCUUGCAUCAUUGUUUAUAAGAAGUGUACUUGGAAUCGAAAGUCACAGCCCUACUACAUCACUGUGCUGUUCUCUCAGUUAUUCAACCGUUGACUGAACACUUAAUUCGAUCAGGGUGGCAGCAACAGUCUGUUGCAUUUUAACGCUUUUUGUCUUUGCUUUAUAUAUGAACAUAAUCAAAGUUCCGUGCCUGUGUCCUUGACGGAUAUAAACACUGAUUAUUUGAUUAUCAAUGCUACAAUUAAAUCCACCUGUCAUUCACAGGUGCUUGAAAUUCUGCAGAGCUUCUUGCGGAUUCUUGCUUUAUGUACAGAUUUCUUAAAGGGGACUUCGGAUGCCCAUUUUCCACAAGUUGGUAUGAUUCUUUAGGGUCUUCAUGAAAUUUUGGUAACAUACCUUGGUUAAAAUUCCUCAGUGGUCGUGUAAAACGACACCCUUUUUACCUGGUCAAAAAUAGUUUAAAGCGACUCGUUUUGGUGCAUGUCUCUUUAAAUGCUAAUGAGCUACUGCUCACCCCACCCUUCUCUUCCGUGGGGCGUCUCCUCACAAGACACCGGAAUAUAUCUUUAUAAGUCUCCGAGGUGGUCUUACUCCAAUAGCUGUCUAUCUAUGUAGAAACUAGGGAUGUAACGAUUAACUGUGAGCCGUCACGAUCCUAAUAGGCUGAGAUGCCAAAUAAAUCAUGAUACAAUUGGAGUAGGAGUUUAUAUGAAUGUAUCUCUAAAGGGGAACUCGCAUGUCUUUAGAAAAGUUUACGUGGUAUUUUCUUUUCAUCUUGCCUCUGAACAAUUCAUAUUAAAGGAGCGUUCAUUACAGCAGUAACCCAGGAAACUCUGUAUCAUUGCUGUUCAUAAGCGCCACCUGCUGUCAGAGAGUGAAUUUGCGUCUCAUUCAGUUCAUCUGCUGUUUCGCUCAGAUGUGAUUUUUGUAAUAUAGUUUCACAAAACUAAAGUCAGACCAUUCUGUUUUAGCUUCAAAUUUCGAAAUUAUACAGUCUAAUUUAGAUUAAAAACUAUUCAUGCUGCAUGUGUGCUGCAUAUUUGUUUGGAUCAUGAUUAAAAACCAGUGGUUGCCUCGAAUUUUAAAUGAAAUGAGCACAGACAAAGCCAUUUCUGUUAUUUGUGUAACUUGCUUGUUUGUUUUAAAAGUUAGAUUUCAAUCUCACAAAGAAACGUGCAGCAAUAGCCUAAUAAAAUGUCACCUUUUCAUUUACUGUAUAAUGUCUUCAAUCUCAUUUUGUAAAAAAAAUCAUGAGAAAAUCAAAUCGUGAAUCGAGCCGUGAUUUGAGUGAAUCGUUACAUCUCUAGUAGAAACUGGCUGGAAAUUGAAACGGUUCACUGGAUCGUUUCACACUCAGACAGCCCUUAACAAACUGGCUGUGUGUAUUCUUUUGAGCUUUUCUGAGCUUGCAGACACUCCAGAAUCCUAAAUUAAUGCAAAACUUCAAAAAAAAGAGUGAAAAUUACAUCCGAUGUCCCCUUUAUUUAAGUCUGACUUUUAAAUAAGCUUUCUUGAGAACAAUUAAAGGAACUCAUUCAGUGUAAUAUUCAUGAUGUACACUUAAGAUGUGGAUUCUGUGAUUUAAUUGUGUAUGAUUUUGAUUCAAAUAAAAAGUGCCAUGAUUCCCUGG